UAAGUUAACAGGUGAAAGAAGGCUAACUGAAAUUACGUGCACUUAUUCCGUAGGUGUGGGGCGUGUUACCCCAGAUACCUAGGUACACCAACAGCUUAAGCUGAUGACGUCAGCACGUGGUUGGCUGUUAUUAAUAUUUCUUUUCAUGGCGUUUCUGUAUUCGUUGAUGAUUUUUCGCAUCCCUCCAACACACCUUAUCAACCGUCGCAUCCACGCGGACGAUUACCCCAUCAUCUUCAUCUUUAUUAGUGCUAUGACAAGCACUCACUUAAUGUGGAAGUUGUUUAUAUAUAGACAAACGCACUUGCUUUUGAGGGUGUCGCCAUUUGUGUGAUCAUUUUUCCUGGUAGCGUGGACCAUAUACAACCCGAUCUAAAUUCCCGUUUCAGGCAUCUGCAGUACCUACGUAGCUGGUCAAGUUCCAGGGACCCGGGGAACUACCUACGAAUUCUCAUUCCUAAUUCUUUACGUCGCAACUACGAAAUCUCUAGCCUGAAGCAUGUUGCUGUAAAAUAUUUUGUAUGGUACUGAUAAGAUUUGAAUUGUGUAAAUUUGGGCGGUAUUAUAUAUGUUUUUAACAAUGCCGAUAUCUCCCUAGUCUGAGAUUGUGUAACGAGGAGAUUGAUGCAAGGGAUAGUCUAUCUGACAAAAACUAAUCUAUUCAACAACAUUGAUCCAAUGGCUCGAUUUCCUAACUUGACUUGGUUUUUGCUUGAUU
Messenger RNA from Hypoxylon trugodes, 718 nucleotides. RefSeq lists its product as uncharacterized. NCBI's taxonomy places the organism in Eukaryota, Fungi, Ascomycota, Sordariomycetes, Xylariales, Hypoxylaceae. The transcript has a single exon. The coding region runs from base 104 to 334 and encodes 76 amino acids. The record is from RefSeq and is a predicted model, not a curated record.